Molecule: messenger RNA, 1653 nt
Organism: Paramuricea clavata
Lineage: Eukaryota; Metazoa; Cnidaria; Anthozoa; Malacalcyonacea; Plexauridae
Source: the annotation of a GenBank genome assembly
AUGAAUAAAACAUUAUUGGAUUACUUCUCGAAAAAGCGGAAAAAGUCAAACAACAAUGAAGGAGAGUCAAGAGAAAGUCAAGAGAGCAUAUCAGAAAUGUCGGUAUCUGGUGAAUCCAUUGAUGAUGACAGCACUAAUACGACUAUCGACACCGAUCAUGAGCAUCGAGAUUCAAGGAGUGAAGCGCUGCGAGAUACUGGCACGACCGUCACCGUAAUAAGCCAUCCAUCAGGUUUGAAUUUGCAACAUGAAGAUCGUGGGCAAGUCCAGGAGAACAUACAUGGACCUCAACUGCCUCAAAACGACCAUUCUGGAAAACCAAAUUUUUUUGAUAACAAGGAAGGCCCAUGCCAACCGUACUUGAAGGCAUACCCAGGUACAAGUUUCAGAGGUAAAAUACGACGCUUCAAUUCUAACUGGUAUGGCGAAUAUAAGUGGUUGGAAUACAACACGGAUUUGGACGCUUGUUUCUGCUUCCAGUGUAGAGUAUAUUCGCCUAAUCCAACGGAGACCGUAUUUACUAAAAGUGGCUAUCGCGACUGGAAACACGCUAAGGACAAGGCAAAGGGAUUCCAGCAACACCAAUCCUCGAUUGAUCAUUCGAAAGCAACACAGGCUUACGAAGAAGCGAAAAUGCGAAAUGCACGUGGCUGCCCCGUAACAGCAUCUUUUGUAUCAUUAAAUAAUGAUCAGAAGCAAUGGUUAUUUGCUGUUUUUAACGUUUCAAGAUUUUUAUGUGCGAAUGGUCUCGCGUUCCGUGGUUCUGAUGAAUCCGAUAUUGACACAGGAGAUGGCUUGUUUUUAAGAGCUUUUUCUCAACUUCUGUUUCCGCUGGAAGAAAAAUGGAGGAAAAUUCACAAGAAUCUUCCAAAAAACGCUAAGUACACUUCCCAUGACAUACAGAAUGAAGUCAUCGAAGUCUUAGCUUCCUUAGUGAAGACCAAAAUCGCCGAAGACGUGCGAAAGGCAGAACUGUUCACAAUCAUGGCAGAUGGCACAACUGACAAGAACAGGAAAGAGAUUCAAGGUAUCGUUUGUCGGUAUUUAUCGUCGGACGGGAAUGUUAAGGAACGAUGUAUUAACGUCAAGGGAAUCGAUGAUCGCUCAGCUAAAGGUAUUUUCAAAUUCAUCAAAGAAGCUUUGGUACAAUUUAACAUUUCAGUUGACGGCCUUGUGUCACAAUCCUUCGAUGGGGCAAGCGUGAUGUCAGGUGACUACGGCGGCUUGCAGAGGUUAAUUAGUGAUUUUUGCGAUCGGAAUGUGUUAUAUGUACACUGCUUUCUCCACAAAAUCCACCUGGUUGUCAGCUUUCUCAUGCAAAAUCUUGACGAAGUAAAGGAAUAUUUUGAUACUACAGCAGCCCUGUACAAGUUCUUUAAGAAGUCAGCUGUGUUAGAAUCGUAUAACGGCACUGCAUUGAAACGGCUUAUUGAGACGCGAUGGUCUGAUCACUUUGAAAGUACCAGCCAUGUGCACAAAAAUUAUGGCGAUUUGAUCCAAGCGCUUAUGGUGGCAUCAAAAAAUAAGAAGUUAUCUGGUGAAGAUCGAGCACAGGCAACAGGGCUCCUUAGCCUAAUGGAAGAUAAUGAAGACCACGUGUUUGUCUUCAUAACUUGUAUGUUGAUGGAUGUGUUGAAACCUAUUGAUAUUGUU